Molecule: messenger RNA, 759 nt
Organism: Geodia barretti
Lineage: Eukaryota; Metazoa; Porifera; Demospongiae; Tetractinellida; Geodiidae
Source: the annotation of a GenBank genome assembly
AUGAAGCAAAUUGUAAAUUCCUUUUUACAACAUUUGGUGGUGGAGAAGGGAUUGACCCAAAACACGCUCAGCGCUUAUAGCAACGAUCUCAACCAAUUUAGAGAAUUCUUGAGCUCCAACGGUUUCAUUAGCGAAGACCCCACUGCAAACCUCGGGUCGCUUCGAGUGGGCCGGUCAAUCCCCAGGUUCAUUUCCGAGGCUGAUAUACGACAACUGCUGGAGACUGCAGCCGAUACCGGCACUCCGGAAGGGCGACGCGACGCCAGCAUCCUGGAGCUGCUGUACGCGACCGGUUUACGCGUCAGCGAACUGGUUGCGCUGAAUGUGCAGGACAUAAACUUCGAAGAGGGGUUCAUCCGAACCUGGGGCAAGGGUUCGAAAGAACGCAUCGUGUACCUAUACCCGGAAGCGCUAGCCAAUCUUCGCGUAUAUGUUGGCGGCGCCAGGGUGGCGUUGUUGGAGCAGAAACGGGGUCAGACCGCCAUGUACGUGAACCAGCGAGGUGAGAGGCUGACGCGCCAAUGGGUGUGGAACAUUCUGAAAACCUCGGCGAAAAAAGCCGGUAUCGACCCCAAUAUUACGCCGCACACACUUCGUCAUAGCUUUUGCGACCCAUUUAUUGCAGAACGGUGCGUCCCUGCGCCACGUACAGGAGUUGUUGGGACAUUCCAGCAUUUCCACGACGCAGGUUUAUACGCACCUUACCGAUCCCCACGUCCGGGCGGAGUACGAGCGAAGCCAUCCAAGAGCAUGACGUGA